Exophiala dermatitidis NIH/UT8656 is the source of this 3723-nucleotide messenger RNA. RefSeq names its product ribonuclease P. NCBI's taxonomy places the organism in Eukaryota, Fungi, Ascomycota, Eurotiomycetes, Chaetothyriales, Herpotrichiellaceae. Gene Ontology annotation, cellular component: nucleolar ribonuclease P complex; ribonuclease MRP complex. Gene Ontology annotation, biological process: tRNA 5'-leader removal. The record is from RefSeq and is a predicted model, not a curated record. The transcript is spliced from 2 exons. The coding region runs from base 1 to 3723 and encodes 1240 amino acids.
AUGACAUCAAUAAUGCACGCGAGGCGCCAUCCACUGGCAAUCCACAAAAUUUCCGUGUCUACAGAGUGGUCUACUAGCAAUGAGAGCAGAGAAUUGAACCCCUCCAACUCGCGCCCGCCGCAGGACAGGACGAGUUCGGCAGUCUCUGUCCUUUCCAAAAUGGCGCCCCCGACCCAGACGGCCGGUCAAAAGCGCAAGGUAGCCUUCGACAAGGCAGGACAGACGUUCGCAGCACGCAAGCGACAGAAGAAUCAAGAUGCUCGCAAUAUUCCCGUGCAGCCGGCGGCGGCGACACUCUCGGCCCAAGGUGAACUCAACGUCGCCUCGUUCAUCAAGGCGCGGGAGUAUGAAAUCAGCGCGCUCGAAAGGAGCAUGCAGAAGGCCAGGAAGGUCUUGACUACCAGGGCAUUCCAGCAAGUCCCACGGCACAUGCGGAGGAGGACGGCCAGUCAUAAUGCGAAAAAGGUGCCCCGGCGGCUGCGGAGGAAGGCUGAACGCGAGAUGCAAGAAGACAAUACUCCGACGGUGACGAAGCGGACCCGUACACCAUCGCGGAAACUGAGAUUACGUCUGGAGACCGCAAAGGCUGUGCGGAAGAUGAACCAAAAGACCAAAACGGUGCGGCAGCGGAAAAGAGAAGCAAAGGCCAAUGCGAAGCAGACUGACCCAGAGGACCAUGUCUCGAUUUCUCGCGUGCCGCGCUUGAAGAAGAAUACUCUGGCCGAGCCGCCCAAGGCAACGUCGAAAUACAAAAGGAGGCAGGUCAACAAGACAUGGCUGCCCACUCAUCUGUGGCACACGAAGCGCGCACAUAUGACCCGGCCCACCGAGCCGCUGUGGAGGAUGUCGAUACCACUGAGUCCAACCGAGAAGAGUUACAGACCCAGUCAUCGCGCUGCAGGAAGCCGCGGAUGCAUUGCCUGGGACACGAGCUAUCUAUCCACGGUGGCAUGCAGAGGCACAGAGCAUACUUUGGACAAUCUGCUUGCAUCCUUGGGAUUCCUUCCUCAGGGUCUUUCAACCUCUCUCCUGAAAAAAUGGAAGGCUGGCACGAGGUUUGCCGAGGGCUGGGUUUACGAAAGAGACGGUACUAAACGACCCAUUGCCCCGAUUACGGUGAUAUGGUGCAUACAGCCGAAAGACCAGCCGGCGACUGUGCGAGACUCCCAGAGUGCCGAUGCCGACAAGAUGGAUGUCGAUCCGAAAGCCACGGAGGCUUCUUCUGGCCCGCCUCAACCUCAGAGAAAGCAAAAGACAAAGCUGGACCAUCAACUCUUGAUCCGGAUUCACCCUUCAGCAUUUCAUCAAUUUUGGCAAGAGUUAUUGAAAGUCGCCAAACUGCAGAAACCUCAGGUUUUGUUGGAAGAUCUUCGCUUCGAGGUCGGAAGCCUUCAAAUUCAGGGUCCCGGGCCCACAGAGGCAUUGAUGGGUGUAUUGCGACCUUACAGCUUGGCCGCGGGCUCCGAAGAUGCAAUUGGGAAUCUAUGGACAUCACUAGCAGGACUUAACAAUCCUGCAGUACUCCCUCAAAAUGCCAUGCUCUGGUUUGACAUAGUCGACCCUCGACUUAGUCAUCCGCCUAAACGGAUUCAAGUUGAUCAAGGGCCCAACCGCACAGCUCGGUUGAACGAGAUCUUGGUCUCCUGGCCUGCGGAUCGAGAGUUGCCCUAUGCUCGACUAACGUCUCAUAAAGAACGAUGGCUAGUCAGCCACUCGCUACCAUCUCAAAAAGCCAUCAACCGUCGGAGGGCACUGGCUCCGCCCGGUCAACCACCGGCACUGACAGCAAAGGAUCCUCAAAUUCCUAUGAUGCUGCUUGCCUCGAGGAGUGAUGACCACGCUGCCACCAACGGAGGUAAUUCGCAGGGAAAGUGGACUGUACUUCUACCGUGGUCUUGCGUGGAUCCCGUCUGGCGUUCCCUGAUGUACUAUCCUCUAACGGGUGGAGGAACGCCACGGUUUGGUGGACUCCACGAGACACAACAACUGGCUUUCGAACAUAAGACACCGUGGUUUCCUGGGGACUUUCCCGGUACUGAGGCUGGGAAAGCCUGGGAGCGCACCCAGAGUGAAAGGAGAUUUGACGAAUGGAUUCGCCGACCUCCGAAACAUAGGGUUGCCUUGGACAAGCUAGACCUGGGUCUGGGUAGAGUGGGAGAGCUCGGUAGAGGCUGGGCCUGUGAUUGGGAGUUUCUCUUGACGCCGAAGCACAAGGAAGAUGCUGGAGGGGUGCUCGCUGGAACCACAAACGGUGCGGCGCCGCCGGCGACCAAGGCAGCCAAACCGCCACUCACCCAGCGGCAACGUAAGGCAGCCAAGGCAAAAGCAAAAGCAGAAGCGGAACAAGCAGCUCGUCGACGCAACACUUCAAGCCCAGAAAGUGACGAUGAAGCCCAACCUCUGCCUGCCAUCCCAGAAAUCGAGUAUACUCAACUCCCUCCGUCAACGACCCUGUCGCUGUUGAAGAACCCGAAGCUGGCCAUGGCCACCCUCCCAUCAACCCCUGCCUUGAUGACCGUCCGCAUCACACUGCUCGACAAAGGCACUCCGGCCCCUGCAGCUCGCAUCUAUCGACUUCCAACACUCCCAAGAGUUGGUAAGACAGCACCGGACGCUGCUGCUGCUGCGCCUUCAACAAACGAGACGACUGCCGCAGAGACAGAGACAGAGAAAGAGCCAGAGUCGACACAAAAACAACCGCAGAGCUGGUCUUCGGCGCCACCACCAGCACAGCGACCUCCAUCCACCAGCACGACCGACUCAUCAUCUGACUCCACCACGUCAGCCCUCAAUCUCAAUCUCCGAGAUCGUUGGCUCGCGAUGGUCCCUCAACAUGCGAAUGCGCAGAAGACUACUACCGGUAAUCUGUCCCGACUACAGAAACAAAAGACCAACAAAUUCAAUCUCCCGCGUCAACAGCACGCUUUACCCCGCGAAUCACUCGCUCACAUCAACGUGCUUCCGCCGAAUGCGCCUCCCGAAAUCGUGGCCAAGUACGGACCCGACAGCGCAUUUGGACGCGGUGACGGCGGUGAGAUCGAGAUCCCCAAGGAGAGACAGAAACCAGCACAGCAACAACCGGCGGCGGGUCAACAGAAAGAUCAAUGGCGACAGGCAAAAACAACCAAUGAAAAAUCGAAAGGCCGAGCUGAAGCUGCAACCGAUGAUCAGCAGGUACGCCAAGCGGAAGCCCAUAUGAAAUCGUCUCUGGACCUGGCGGCAGUGGCAACGGCAACGGCAGCGGAUGACCUCCUGGUUUCUCCUCUCGACUCCCCAUCCGAAUGGGCAAAACAUCCUCCCUGUCCAGACGUCCACGAUCUCAUCGGCUUCGUGACUUCUGGCGGCUACAAUCUCGCCGAGGGGCGAGGGACCGCCGUGGGAGCCAUCUGGGCUCAGAAGGUGGUUGAAGGGUGGUUAUUAGACGAUGAAGAUGGAACCAAUACCGUCGUAACAACCACCACACAGCCAGGUGUAGCUCCUGCUACUGCUACUGCUGCUACUGCAGGUGGCGCCAACGCCGCCGCUGGCAGGGCAGUUGGGAAUCGCAGUCGUGGUGGUGCUGGGAGGAAACCGAACAACAGCCAACACGCCAACAAUGAUGUGCUGAGACAGAGACAGAGACAGAGACAGAGACAGAGACAGAGACAGAGAAGACUCUGUAUCGUCCGCAACGCCGGUGAGAGGAUCGGCCGCCUGGGCAUCUGGGAGUGCUGUGGUGCUUGA